Molecule: messenger RNA, 3806 nt
Organism: Lytechinus variegatus (green sea urchin)
Lineage: Eukaryota; Metazoa; Echinodermata; Echinoidea; Temnopleuroida; Toxopneustidae
Product: transcription factor castor-like
Exons: 2
Coding region: 819-2486 (555 amino acids)
Source: RefSeq, a predicted model, not a curated record
GAGCAAAUAGCUUUAUCGGUUAAAAUAGUUGUUCUCGGUAAAAUUUAGAAGAGUGCACAUUGUUAUUUUGGAGCUUGUUUAUUUACGUCAGCGCGGAUGGAUAAUGUAUUUUACAUAUCGAAAGGCCAUUUGUUGCAUAGUAAUGAGAUGAGAGCAGUACACACACACACACGCUCGUGAUAUACUGUGUGUGUAUAAUUGUGUGGAAAAUAAAUGGUACGUUCGAUUUCCGUGCUCGGAUGCAUGUCGAAGUCUUUGAAAAGGUGUGGAAUUUCACAUAAAAGCAUCGGUAAGCAUUGUUGUGCCAGCUGCAUGCAUAGUGCAUAUGCAUCUUAGAAAUUUAUGCUAUUAUUUCUGAGAUUUUUGCAGGAUGUCAUUUUUGUGUAGGUGCUAAAACAAGGAAGUGGUCGUUCUAGGGACUGUCGGUGUCGCACUCGGGGUAGUUUUUCAAGAUUUGUACAUUGAUUCAGUGCAUUGCAGCAUAUGGGUGUAUGUGUGUGUGUGUGUUCGUGAGUGAAUAGCCAGCAUGUGUGUAAUGAAUCAAUGCGAGGGCCGCCGAGCCAGAGCCGAGAGCAGCUGUGAACGCGCACGCGUCAGUCAGUGUGAUUGUUUUUGGCCAGUGCAGUUAGCGAGGGAGGAGGGGCACUUUCGGCCUGCCUUCCCCGACCCCGGCCCUGCUGCAGAGUCGCAGGCCGGAUCUAUCCUAAAACAAACUAGGUCCAGAUACUCCUGGCCGGACUUGAUUUCCUAUUCGAAUGACCAAUUAACCAUCUUAGAUUAUUAUAUAAGCCUACUUGCAGAUUGAAAGUGUUGUCACGAUGGCGACAGGGAGCCACCUUGCAGUCAAUCUGCAAGAGUUGGAGAUGCUAAAACGUGAGAUGCCUCAACAGAUCCCGGCAGGGGUGCAGCGGAGCACCUCUUUGGACAGCAUGCCACCCCCAGCCCAGCCAGCACCCGUGGCAAACAAUACCGAUCGCCUCCAGCAGCAGCCACAACAAUCCCUGGCUGGUAUACCAGAAUUACACAACUCCUUGUCAUCUCCUCCUCAAGCGUGCCCUGUACAAAGAAGCCGUAGUUUACCCCUCCUAGAUGCCAGCCAGGAAAUACCUGCUGAAAUUCUAGCACAACUGACUGAAAGAGAAAACGAACAGAUGGUAGUCACUGAUGUUGGACAGCACGCUCUUCAACGGCAACAGCAGCAGCAACAGCAAGAUGCACAAGAACCACAACCUGCACCUCAGCAACCACUCCAACAGCACAACCUUAACAGUAGAAUUAGCGAUAGCACAAGUACAUGCAACUCCAUUAGUAUCAGUAACAUUGUGUCCAACAGCAGUAAUGUGAAUAACGUACCAUUUUCAGACUAUAUGCAGGCAUCUCAGUAUAGACUUCUCACGCAAUCUCAGCUACAGCAAGCAACUCACCUACAGGAAAACUCGCAGCCCCUAAAUCUAAGCCAGACAGCGGAGGUUAGACAGAUUCUUAGUCAGGGCCUGCCCUCCCAUAUCCCUAGGGUUGCUAACUUUGGUGGACGUCACGUCCAAGUUGGAAGAGAUGAUCUUCCACUUGACUGGUCCAACUUCCAACAGGCAGCAAGAUACGGUAUUCGUCCAAGUGAGCCACGUCUAGGAUUUCCACCAGCUAUGCUGCCUCCUGCCAUUGGCCAAAUGCCUCCUACAUUUAAUCCAGCUUUUUCUGGAAGAGGGAUUGAUUCGUAUGGAGUAGGGGCAAGUGCUGAAGGUAUCCGUUAUAGCGUGCCAAGUGCUAUGAACCCCAAUCUUCAGAAGCCUCAUAUGCCAUUGUCAGUUUUUGCUCGGCAGCACGCCUUUAUUAAGGAAGAAGUUGGCCGUCAGUCUCCUAAGGAUGCAACUCGAUUGCUGCACGUCCCGAUGGACCAUGUUGAAAACAACAACGAUAAGUCUUCACCUAACAUCCAGGCUAUGUCAGAUGGCUCAACAAGUAACAUAGCUGAGAAAAACAUGAUGCCCUUGUCAGUGAGUGUAUCCGUCGCAUUUUCAGAACCUAGUCAGGACAGCCCCUCGUUCUCGCAACAGAGCAAUAGUCCUGCACUUCUUAAACCAGCAGCUGAUCAGACGCUCAGCAUGAUUAACUAUCAUGAGGAUCAUCUCCUGUCCGACACUGGGCUCAUGUCCAAUAGCCCGGUUCCUAGCUCGCUGGAUGAGAACUUUCUCAACAGCAACAUGAUCAUCAGCACCAACUCGGCUGCCAGAUUGAGUGAUGCGACCAAUCUGACAGGGCUUGAUUCUAACCCACCCAGUGUGAAGAUGGAAGGGUUUGACUUGUUUGAAGGCAGUGGGGAUGUUGAUGAACAGAACUAUAUCACCGAUUCCAUCUCACCUCAGUCUUUGAGUAUGGAAGACUCUAAUCAGGGACUACCUCAUGGCAUUCAACAAAGUCAUGGGAAUCCAAGGCCUCUCAGUCAGUCUAGUAUGUCUGCAGCUCAUGCUAGAGGUAAGCAAAAAUAAUAUAAUUAGUGAUGCUAAAAAAAAACAUGUAUCGAAACACAAUUUAAGAUAAUGAGUCAGUACAUGGCUGGGGUGACUAGUAUUAGUGUUAUCACAAUUCUGUUUGUUUGAAAAUCACUGGUUUUUAUUUCUUUUUUCUGCUUAAGAUGCAUUAUGCAUCUACAAUGUAAAAAUGAUAUAAUACAAGCACCCAUGUUUUACAAUUGUGAAUGGGUUCAUGAUUAAAGAUCUCUCAAUUUAAUUCAGUGCGAAAGAUGCACAUUUUUCAAAUAAGAGUGGAUAAAUGGUACCAUAAAUGAAUGACAACAUGCACCGUUUGUUUCAUGCAAUGACCGUUCUGGAGUAUACAAAUGAUGCACAAUUGAUAGUGAGUUACUGGUGAUGCUGUAAAAAUAUACUGGUGCAAAAAGCACUAAGGCAUUAGCCAAAUGGUCUUGUACAACAAGUGUUGUAAAUAUUUUGGAUGCCUGCAUCACCAAUAACUGUGUAAACCAACUGGUGCCUUUUUUGUUUUAUAAUACAGGUUGAAAAUGUGACAGCAGAAGAAUUGUGUAAAUGACCUCAAGAAAUGUAGAGUCAACAAGCCAUUUGCUUUCUUGCGCGAUCCACAUCACAUUUUAAGUCAGCUUUACAUGUAGUUGAAAUAAAUUUAUGUGUACAUGUAUGCACAUCAACCUUGUCCUUGCCAUACUUAUUAAGAAGGUUGGAAAGGGCUAAACACUGUCUGCUUUUCCGGAAAAAAAAUGUGAUGAUUUAAAAAAACUGACACUUGAUGUAUUUAAUCAUGUAAUUGAUUGUAGUAGAAUGAAUUGUAUUCAUUGUAUAUGUUUACAUAAAAUCUGUUAAUGAAAACAAAAAAUUGACAUGGAAUACCACGAAUAUGGUAUUGCAAUAACAUACCCUAUAUAUCUAUGAAAGGCGCAGAUUGAUCGUAGGCAGACAUUUUUUGUAACCAGAGGAUUUUUUCCCCAGCAAAGCUUGCUUUAUUCUCCAGAAUUCAUAAAGGGAAUUUGAAUCUGUCCAUAAAGGUGCAUGACUGGGCAAGGUUGAUGCAGUGUGCAGUCCCAGAAAUGUUUGAUAUUUCAUCAGUUUAGUCACGGUUGAGAGAGUGCUAUUGGGGGCACUCAAUUUGUGGCGGGAUCUAGCAUAAUGAGUGCAUCUGUAACGCAAGAUGUGCAUGGCUACUUCAGGAGCACAUCUUGUCUGCUCUCGUGUGCCUAGGGAAAGUCCAGGGUAAUAUUGAUCGGGAGAGUGGUGGAGAGAGAAAGUGAAGGGGAAGGAGACGGAGGGAGAGAGUGGUGGAAAGAGGUGGCAAAGGGG